AUGUCUACACUUCAAAUUUCUGAAUCAAUCACUACAAUAACUUUUGCGAAACCAUUAAAAAUUACCGAAAUAUGCAUUUUAAAUCCAACAAUAUUUAAAAACGAAUACAAUCGUAUCUUGGAUUCAAACUAUGAAAAUAUUCAAUCACUAAAAGUAAAAUCCAUUUCCGGAACGAAAACUUUAUACAUAUUGUAUGUUACAAUGAGCAGAACCAAUGGAGUUUCCUUCGUUGUUCUUGAUGAGCCAAAUAAAAGAUACAUGAUUGAUCACUCAAAAAUGACCCGGGGUGUAGUUGGUUAUGAUUUAAUUGCCGUGUCAUAUGCAAAUUGUAAUUUUGAAUUUUUUGGAUCUAAUAUUAAAGAUUAUAAUGGAGCAAUAGAAGCAGCUGCUAUUUUCUAUGAAGCUGACCAAACUUUUAAACAAGCAAAUCAGGCUAAGGAUGAAUAUUCUAGAUCCAUAUAUAACUCUAGAUAUCUUUGGGUGAGUUCUGGAACUACUUAUGGUGAUACUGAGCAUAGAUCUCAUUUUGGGUUAUAUUUUGAAAGAUUUUCAAAUAAUGGAAUGACAAUUCCCGAAGGAUAUAAGCCUGGUGUUUUUAACUCAAAUGAAUAUGGAAGAGCAAUUUUUGGAGAAUAUACAGGCUUUAAAUACAAUCAAAUUUCAGUCAAUUCUAUUGGAGAAAGGAAACAAGUAACAUUGAAAUCACCAGGAGUAUAUUUCAACAACCAACGUGAACAUAGGAUAUAUGUUGUAUAUAUUUCAAAUCCACAAGGACUUAAAUAUGAGGAUAAAGAUGUUACGAAUUUUGUAUAUAUCAAAUUUGGAAAAGAAUUUUCAUAUGACAGUCCAACACGAACAGUUACAAUUUUAUCCUUUAGAGCGGACCAAUGCUAUUACCUUUCCAUUCUAUAUAAUGCUGGUGGCUAUAGUUACUGGUCUAAAACUGACAAUGCAGCUCGAACAUCAUGUUUGAUAUCAUACAACGACGAUCCACAUACAGUUACAGUUGAAACAGAUAAUGGUAAUGUAUAUACAACUCAACGUUGGAACUCAGUAAUUAAUACUGAAAAUAAGUACUAUCCAAAGCAGCCAUAUACAACGCAAUCUGCAAUUGAUGUAAAUAUUCUAUGGGACCAAGUGGAUCCAAAAAGACGCAAAGUUGGAUUUGUUUCUGUAAAUUCGCCAAAAAUUACCAGAGAAACUCCAAAGUUGUUUAGUGUAAAAGAAAUCUUACCAAUGGUUGAAACCGGAUCAUGCAUUGGCUGUACAAUGUCACAAUUGCAAGUUGAUGGUACCUACACACAAAAUACAGAUAAAGUGUAUUUAGAUAUUAAAGACAGUUCAAGUGUAUUUAUUAGCAACACUAAGAGUUUUGUUCAUUUCAAUUGGUCUCAUCCACAAAAAGUUAUUAGAGAGUUAG
Trichomonas vaginalis G3 is the source of this 1420-nucleotide messenger RNA. RefSeq lists its product as uncharacterized. The transcript has a single exon. The annotation marks the transcript as partial. The record is from RefSeq and is a predicted model, not a curated record. Lineage: Eukaryota; Parabasalia; Trichomonadida; Trichomonadidae.